Molecule: messenger RNA, 1038 nt
Organism: Vicia faba (fava bean)
Lineage: Eukaryota; Viridiplantae; Streptophyta; Magnoliopsida; Fabales; Fabaceae
Source: the annotation of a GenBank genome assembly
AUGUUGUCAUUGAUCAAUACGUCUAAUUUGCUAAAUAGUCUUGUCAAAUGGAUAAUCCACUUACAGGAAACCUUGGAUGAAGUGGAAAUACGAGAGUUGCUGAUUGAUCACGUUGGUCAUCGUUGCUGUUGGGGUAGUCGUCCUGCUCGAACAUGGAAGAUUCAUGCAGUGGAAGACUGUAACGUUUACGUUGGAACUCUCGAUACAUUUAUAGAAGAAAGAGAGAUCAUAAAAGAGACAGAGCCAUUUCUUGGUGGCAGUAUUGAUGGUAAGGAUAAUGGACCAGCACUUAGUAUUUGGGAAUUGGAUCUAAGAUCUCAGUUCCCUGUUCUAUUUGUACCCCACAAAGAAGUCCGUGAAAAGAUUCCUCAUUCUGAAACUAUUGAGAAAUGCUCAGGUUGUGCCGGACGUCUGUGGUACUUGCAAUGCGACCAAGAACCUGGACAUUAUAAAGAAAAUCAGAUGAGCCAGUGUACUAGUUGUUAUGGAAGGGGUUUGAUUGCUCAUAAAGAUGGUUCUGACACAAUAUGUGUGAAAUGUGAUGGUAAAGGGAAGCUUCCUUGUGCAACUUGUGGAUCUCGUGGCUUACUUAAAUGUGAAACGUGUAAUGGAAGUGGCUCUCUUUUAGCACGCAGUGUAGCCAUUAUUAAGUGGAAGACACUUUCAACUCGGAAAGUUAAUGCAACUAGAGGAGCGGCAUCAGUACCUGAUGAGAUUUUCCAUAGAUCCCAAGGGGUUCAAUUAUGCAACACACAGGCUUACCAAUGCAAUCCUGCCUUUUUUGCUGAUUCAUUUUUUCUCAACAUGUUCUCUUCUGAAGUCAUCGCUGAGAGAGCUCAAGUGCCUACCACUGCAAGGGUCAUUUGCGAGAGACAUACAAUCUCAGUUGUUCCGGUAACUCGUGUCACCAUGUCUCAUCGCCGGCAAUCUUUCAGUUUCUAUAUUGUAGGAUAUAACAGGGACGUUUACUUAAAGGAUUAUUACCCCUCUAGAUUUUGUUGGGGCCUGUGCCCUUGUUUGGAAUGGUUGAAAUUGUAA